This is a messenger RNA of Eimeria necatrix, 2031 nucleotides long. RefSeq lists its product as hypothetical. The record is from RefSeq and is a predicted model, not a curated record. NCBI's taxonomy places the organism in Eukaryota, Apicomplexa, Conoidasida, Eucoccidiorida, Eimeriidae. Bases 1 to 2031 code for a protein of 676 amino acids. The transcript is spliced from 2 exons. Gene Ontology annotation, cellular component: nuclear membrane. Gene Ontology annotation, biological process: lipid homeostasis.
AUGCCCCACAGCGACCUCUCUCCCGGCGGCUCGCGGGCGGCGCCUUCUUCUCCUCCCCUAACCCCCCGCAGCGACUGUCUGUACAGACACACCAGCGCAGCAGCAGCAGCAGCAGCAGCAGCAGCAGCAGCAAACAGCCGCAUGCGCAGGGCCUCUGCCUUCCAGCGAACAAAAAACAGCCUCAUAGCGGCUUCCGAGCCCUUCCUGGCUCCUCAGCGGGGGGCCCCCCAGGGGGCCCCCCUGGGGGCCCCCCAGGGGGCCCCCCUGGGGGCCCCCCUGGGGGCCCCCCUGGGGGCCCCCCUGGGGGCCCCCAGGGGGUCGUGCCAGGGGCCUCCUGCGGCAGAGGGGCCCCUGGGGGCCCCCCUGCCCUGCAGCGCGGACGCAGACCUAGUGGAGAGGAUGAGCAACUUGGACUUUGGGGGGCCCCCCAGGGGCCCCCCAGGGGGGCCCCGGCGAGGGCUGAGGGCCCCGGGGGCCCCCGGGGGGCCCCCUGAGAGGGGCCGGCGGGGUCGGAGAGAGGGUACUGAUCAGGGGGGCCCCUGGGGGGCCCCCUGGGGGGCCCCCUGGGUGUCUGGGGGCAGCUGCGUCUCGCGCGCUGGCAGCCGGAGAAGCUCGAGGGGCCCCCGGCUUCCUUGCUUCCCGGAUUUGAAUGUGUUUCAGCAGCAGCAGCAGCAGCAGCAGCAGCAGCAGCAGCAGCAGCAGCAGCAGCAGCAGGGGAUGUCUCCAGUGUCUGUGUCGGGCAGCUGCAGCGAGGGGCCCCCCUUCUCGAGCCCGCGGGGCCCCGAGGACCUGAGCACGAGCGCCACUCUUCCGUUGGACACUUCUGCUGCUGCUGCUGCUGCUGCUGCUGCAGCAGGAGCAGCAGCAGCAGCAGGAGCAGCAGCAGGAGCAGCAGCGGCGCCGGUGCAGCCGUACGAGGCGCAGAAGCUGCAGCAGCUGGGCCCGGCAGCGGCCGCGGCGCCCGCGGCAGCAGCGCAGCAGCAGCAGCAGCAGCAGCAGCAGCAGCAGGUGUGGGGCCGUUUUUUGGGGUGUCUGUACAGCUGCUGCUGCGCAGCGCGGCUGCUGCUGCUGCUGAGCGUGGCGAGCACGUGUGGGGUGUGGCUGCUGCUGCUGUUCGUGUGGCUGCUGCGGGACGUGUGGCAGCAGGAGCAGCAGCAGCAAGGAGCAGCAGCAGCAGCAGCAGCAGCUUGCAGGCAGCAGCACCGCGAAAACCGCUGCGAAACCCUCAAACCCUUACCCCCCCUUCUUGCUGCUCCCUGCGAAGAGUGGCGCCGCUGCUUCCUCUCCAAACCCUCGAGCCACGGCCAGACCGCAGCAGCAGCAGCGCAGGUCUUCGCCCGCGUCCUCAACGCCUUCGUCCUCACGCUCCACUGGCGGACGCUCCUCGCGGUCGUGGCGUUUUUGUGGCUAAGCAUUUACGGCUUUAAAGCUGUGUACAACGCACUCGGCGUGUCCGCCCGACAGCAGCAGCAGCAGCAGCAGCAGCAGCAGCAGCAGCAGCAGCAGCUGCAGCAGCUGCUGCUGCAGCAGCAGCAGCAGUGGGCCGCGUACCCCGUCCAGAGCCUGACUCUGCAGCAGCAGGCGCCGCAGGGGCCCUGCGAGCUGCUGCUGCAGCCCAAGCAGCAGCAGCUGCUGCUGCAGCAGCUGGAACACGAGAGACUCGUGCUGCAGCAGCAAGUCCUCAGAGGCGCAAGUCCGCAGCUGCUGCUGCAGACUCUGGGCCGCCAAGACGCCAUACAGCGGGAGCUGGCGUUCUUAAUAGAGGCGGAGCAGCAGCAGCAGCAGCAGCAGCAGCAGCAGUACGCGUACUGGGAGCAGCAGCAGCGCAGCAGCAGCAGCAGCAGCAGCAGCAGCAGCAGCAGCAAGGGCAGCAGCAGCAGACCUGGGUUUUUCAGAGCCCUCCGCAGCAGCUAUGUCUUCAAGUUUUUGCUGCUGCUGUGGCUGGUGUAUGGGUGCGUGGUGGGGUGUAUGUACACCUGGAAGCACCAGCUGCUGGAGCAGCAGUGGCGGUGGGCCACGGAGGGCUUCUGA